AUGAAUAUGGUUACCUUAACAUCAACUCACAACACUAGCCUCUCCCAAGCAUUUCCCUCUAACGUUGAUGCCUCCUUUUCUCCGUACUUGAGCACCAAAGAACCCUUUCCGGUACGUAGCUUAGCCGAGCCAAGUCGAAACUUUAGCCCCAUCGUUACUGCUACCACCACUCAAGAGAAGCAUAAUCAUUUGGGAAGAAACAAGGAAGAAGAUGACGAAAUUGGAGUUUUUCGAGCUGAAAAGUACUUCAACGGAGUGAUCGACGAUGAGACAAGCUCGCGAAUUUCCAGCAUAAGCUCUUCCACUAGAAGCUACCCUUACAAGAAUGAUGGAAGGCUGAAUCUAGAGCAAGUAAGGGCUAAGAUUCAGCCCAGAACUCCAAGUGUCCGAUCGGAAUCUAGUUGGAACAGCAGGAGUGUGUUGUUGCAAAGUGGUAUGAAAAAUUCAUCAAGAACCAAGUCAAGCAAGUUGAAUGGCAAGAAAUUUCUUGCUAGUUUUGGCUGCAAAUGUUCAGAUAAGAAUUCUGUUGAGACAAAAAACGUUGGUGAAAUCAGCUUCAACAAGAGUCCUAGUAAUGCUAGCUACAAAUCAGCUCUUCAUCACAAAUCAAGAAUAAUAUCUCCUGCAAGACCAGGCCUUAACCUUGUUGAGCCACUUCAAAUUCAAAAGCCACCAAAAGUGGACAUCUUGAGUGCAAAACCGCCAUCUGGGCUGCGACAAUUUCCGGUAAGGAGUGCACUUCAAGGCCAAGAUGGUGAUCAGAUUCUGUGCAAGUCGCCUGAGGUGUUUGGCUCUCCUGCUUUGCAAAGGGGAAACAAAUCCCAUAGCCUUGACAGGAGGCUGACAAUGAUGUCAUGGGACCGCCCCAAUGCAGUGGCUACUACUCCUCGUGCAGAGGAAAUAGUAUUCAACGCAAAUUCGAGCGCAAACCACCAUGAUUCGGGGAGUGAUGCUAGCUCUGACCUGUUUGAGAUUGACAGUCUCACAGGGAAAACCAACCCUUUUAUGGUAAGGACUUCUGAUGAUCAAACUUCCGGUUGUGUCACUCCCACCACUGGCUACGCCCCGAGCGAGGCGAGCAUACAGUGGAGUGUUGUCACUGCAAGCGCGGCUGAUUACUCAGUCAUGUCAGAUUGCGAAGAGACGGUAACUAGGCCUGCUUCGAAGAUGGUCUUGGCGCCAGCCCAGACUAGGAUGAGCAAAGAGAUAUUACCAAGGCGGCGUUCGAGCACCCUUUUAGGCUGCAAGAGCCAAAAGGCUGUGAAUGUUGCUGGUGAUGCUUAUAGAGCUAGUACUCCCAGGCCGAGUUAUGAGCCGAACAUGCGUUUCAGAUCGGAUUCUCCCGCGAGAUUUCAGGCCGAGAUUGCUAAGUUGACAGAUUUCAACACCAGAGUGGGGCAACACUCUCUUGCUCAAAUUCCUCGUUUAGCCUCACCGUGAAAUUCGCUUCUAUACAUUCAGUAA
Messenger RNA from Morus notabilis, 1464 nucleotides. Its product is annotated as protein PHYTOCHROME KINASE SUBSTRATE 1. Lineage: Eukaryota; Viridiplantae; Streptophyta; Magnoliopsida; Rosales; Moraceae. The record is from RefSeq and is a predicted model, not a curated record. The transcript has a single exon. Gene Ontology annotation, biological process: phototropism.